GCCUGCUCCUCCUCUCGCGAGAGGCUAUAGAGGCUUGAGGCGCGGAGCCGGCGGCAGUGGAGCAGCAGCCGGGAGCAGGUUCCCGGCGGUAGGUGAGCGCUCCUUAGCUGGCGGGAGAAGCCGACCUUCCCGAUUGGCAACACAAAAUUCUAUGAUGAUGAAAAGUAUCACACUUUGUACUUAAAACAACUUUAUCUACCAAGUUAUGUGGAAAACGCUGGCUAAAAGUGGCUAUGUCUGGAUUUUGAGGCUUUUAGGUCCAUCAGCACUGCAAGGAUGGCAAACUUUGGGAUCUCUGCUGGCCAGUGGGUGGCUGUGGUCUGGGAUAAGUCAUCCCCUGUGGAGGCUCUGAAACAUCUGGUAGAUAAGCUUCAAGAAUUAACUGGCGAUGAAGGCCGGGUAUCUGUGGAAAACAUCAACCAGCUGCUGCAGUCUGCCCACAAAGAAUCUAGCUUUGACAUUAUUUUGUCGGGUGUAGUCCCUGGAAGCACCAGUCUUCACAGUGCUGAGAUUUUGGCCGAGAUGGCCCGGAUCCUUCGGCCUGGCGGAUCUCUGUUUCUGAAGGAACCAGUAGAAACAGGUGUAGUUAACAAUAGCAAAGUGAAGACACUAUCUAAGCUGAGUUCGGCCCUGACUCUUUCUGGUCUUGUGGAUGUGAAAGAGCUGCAGCGGGAGCCCUUGAGUCCUGAGGAGAUCCAGUCAGUUCAAGAACACUUGGGCUAUCAGAGUGACAGCUUGCUCUCUGUUCAGAUCACAGGCAAAAAACCCAACUUUGAAGUGGGUUCCUCUAGUCAGCUUAAGCUUUCUUUUGCCAAGAAGGCUCCUUCAGUGAAGCCUGCUGUGGACCCUGCUGCUGCCAAGCUCUGGACCCUCUCAGCCAAUGAUAUGGAGGAUGAGAACAUGGGUCUCAUUGACUCAGAUGAGCUGCUAGAUCCAGAAGACUUGAAGAAACCAGAUCCAGCUUCCCUACGGGCGCCUUCUUGUGGGGAAGGAAAGAAGAGGAAGGCCUGCAAGAACUGCACUUGUGGCCUUGCAGAAGAACUGGAAAAAGAGAAGUCACGGGAACAGAUGAGCUCCCAACCCAGGUCAGCUUGUGGAAAUUGCUACCUGGGCGAUGCUUUCCGCUGUGCCAGCUGCCCCUACCUAGGGAUGCCAGCCUUCAAGCCCGGGGAGCAGGUGCUCCUAAGCAACAGUACCCUCAAUGAUGCCUAGGAGGGACCCCACUCGGACACAUCUCCAGCGGAUGCCGGCCCCUCAAACCCACCACUAUGGCUCCGAAUUCUGCUGGAUUUGCUCACUCUCUGUUGGCAGUCCACUUGCCGGGAGGGUGCUUAGUAGACAGAAUUAAGUUGGCUGAGGUGCAGUGGUAUGUUGUGCUGCUAUAUAUCAAAAGACCAAGGUAUAAUGGGGACCCCCAGCUGCCCUUAAUGCAUGAGAGGGGAUCUAUUUCUUCACCUAGUCUUUGAGAAAUGGGGUGUGUCCUGAAGAGGCCCCUCUCCUGACAUCAAGAUGCUGCCCAUACCUUCUGUGCCCAGACACCCUUAAUAUGAACGCUGUCUGACAAAGAGGGGCCUGUCUCUGUUCUAAACCCAGCUUUUGUGCUACUAUUUAUCUUCUAGAGUUGGUGGUCUACUCAACAUGCCGUUCUUGGUGACACAAAAUAAGUGUCUCCCAUCCUCAAGGCACCAAAGAACUCACUCCUCGGUUGCUGUGGUCAUACCCACUGUUCUGUGCCCCCUCCAGCACCCCCAUCUUUCCUUCACUGUUCAGCACCUGUUGUCAUUUGUGGUCAUCUCCAGGUAUUAAACUUGUGCACUUCUGCA
This is a messenger RNA of Erinaceus europaeus (western European hedgehog), 1823 nucleotides long. RefSeq names its product cytokine induced apoptosis inhibitor 1 (gene CIAPIN1). The record is from RefSeq and is a predicted model, not a curated record. Bases 277 to 1212 code for a protein of 311 amino acids. Gene Ontology annotation, biological process: iron-sulfur cluster assembly. NCBI's taxonomy places the organism in Eukaryota, Metazoa, Chordata, Mammalia, Eulipotyphla, Erinaceidae. Gene Ontology annotation, cellular component: cytoplasm. Gene Ontology annotation, molecular function: iron-sulfur cluster binding. The transcript is spliced from 10 exons.